AUGCAACACAACAAAGGCGCCUCUCGCGCCAUUGCGCGACUCCCUUUCGAAUCUCAUCGGACUCAACUUCCGACACUCUUCUACCUCUUCUCCUUCUGCCCAUCCGUACCGUCCCCUUUCACAGCACCGCGCGCAUUCUUAAGACAUCCAGGCGUCCUCUAUGCCAUCGGUUUCGUUGCAGCGCUCUUGGCAGGAUGUGGUAUGCCCGCUCUCGACCUGCUCUACGGUAUUUAUACCAACAGAGUAACGACAAGUGCAGCUAGUCCACAGUCCAUCCGCGACGCUGCUUCCUACAUCGGCUGGGUCUGUACAAUUGUCGGCUUCGGCGAAUUCUUCUUAGCUUGGCUCUUCCUUACGUGCUUCUCCUCCGCCUCGCAUGAUCUCACACAGCGCCUCCGACACUCCUACGUCGCGUCGGUCUUGGCUCAGGAUGCAUCUCAUUUUGACCUCCACGGUGCUGGUGAGAUCGCAAAUCGCGCCAGCAAGGACAUCUCGGUCAUCCGCGCUGGCUUUGGCGAAAAGCUCGGCUACUUUUGUUGGUCCGGUGCCACCUUGCUCGUCGCCGCUAUCGUUGGUUUCACCAAAGCGCCCAGGGUCGCCGGUGUCCUUUUUGCUCUUCUUCCUCUCACCAUGAUCAUCUUUGCUGUUCUUGGCAAAGCAACCGAGGUCGUUGGAGCCCCCGCCCUCCGUAUCGAGGCUCGAUCCUCUACCUUCCUCGAACAGGUUCUCGGCUCGGUCCGCGUAGUUCAGUCUUUCGGAAUGGAUGCACAGCUGCUUAGACACUUUGACAGGGUCAUGCUCAAGCCGCUCGAAAAGCUUGGCAUGCGCAAAUCGGCGAUCCGAGGUCUCGAGACCAGUGCAGUCUACUUUAUGCUCAACCUCACCUACUCCCUUGCUUUCUGGUGGGGUGCCAUCAACGUUGUCAAUGGCAAUGUUCUCGUUGGCGACCUGCUCACUACCUUUUGGAACUACUUCAACUCGUUGUUCGCCCUCGCCAACAUCGUGCCCCAUAUUGCUAGCAUCUUUGAUGCAUGGACUGCUCUCAAGCAAGUCAGGAAGGCAAUCGAGCGCGAGCCCAAAAUCGACAUUCGCCAGGAACACGGCAUCGUUCCUGCUUCCGAGGCGAAAGGUUGGUCCCCGAGCUUCGAACUUGAUCAUGUCACCUUCUCGUAUCCUUCCAGGGCCAACGUCGCCAGUCUUAAGGACGUCUCCAUCUUCUUCCAGCCUGGCAAGGUCACCGCCCUCGUUGGUCCCUCGGGCUCCGGCAAGUCCACCAUCACUAGCCUUUUGCUUCGUGAGUAUGACCCCGAGACUGCCAACAUCCCUCAUCCUCACGAUGCCGAUGAUGAGGUCGCAGCCAGGGACGACAAAGCCGCCGACGCUGCGGAAGGACAGGCGAGCGAAAAGAAAAGGUCGGUCCCAUUCUUCUCGAGAAAACGCUCAGCGAAGAAUUCGACGGUCAGCGAGGACACAGAAAAGUCCGUCCCUAGUGCCGACGUCAAGGGUCGGAUUCAGGGCUCAGGCAUGGUUCGUUUCGCUGGCCAUGAUGUUCGCGACCUCAACACUCGAUGGUUGCGAUCGCAGAUUGCUAUCGUGCAGCAGCACCCACAGCUCUUCACAGCCUCUGUUUUUGAGAACGUUGCGACCGGACUCACAGGCACCGAAUGGGAGUACCUUCCGGAUGUUGACGGCGAUCCAAGCGCACCUGAACAUGAUGCUGCUCGAACUGCCGCUAUCCGCAACAAGGUUAUGCGUGCCCUACAGAAAGCAGAGGCCUGGCACUUUGUUUCCAGGCUUCCACAAGGCAUGGACACCCCCGUUUCUGGUGGUCGUACUGGUCUGCUCUCAGGAGGGCAGCGUCAGCGUGUCGCCAUCGCUCGCGCUCUUGUUCGAGAGCCUCGUCUGCUGUGCCUGGACGAAGGCACCUCGGCCUUGGACUCGGACACCGAGAGCAAGAUCAAACUUGCAUUGCAGAGAGAGCAGGAAGAGCGCGGCAUGACCACCAUCCUCAUUGCCCAUCGUCUUAGCACCAUUGAGCACGCUGACAGCAUUGUCGUGCUCAAGAACGGACGAGUCGUCGAGCAAGGCAACCACGAGUCGUUGAUGCAGAGCAGGGCAUGUGCCGAAAGAGGUCUCUAUCGCAGCAUGGUCAUGCAGCAAAGACACCUCGCUGAAUACGAGGCUGAUAAUGGUGACGACGACUCAGACUUCAAGAAAGUAGAGAAGCACCUCACCAUUGACGGAAAGAAGGCAUCUGGCGACUCGUCGGUCGCCCUCCCUGACGAGUCAGAGAAGAACAACAAGCUCGAGCCCGAAGAUCGGGCUAGGUCCAUGUACGCGCUAUCAGACGAUACGAGGACUAGGGUCGACUGUACCUCGACCAGUGGUUCCGCAUCUAUUGUUCCGGAAGCGCCUCUUUCUCGUCAUGAUGCUCACCCUGCCCUCGACACGCGUCUGCACCGAAGCAGCCGCGCCUCAGACAACCCGCACCGUGCCUUCUCAGGGCGCACAGGCACCGCAUUGGGCCUUCACGAGCCUGCCCAAGAAGCGACCUUGGGCAUCAAGGAUGCGCAGCUUACCGUUCCUUCUCCAGCUGCUGCAGCACAAUAUGUCAAGGCCGACAGCGAAGACGCAAAAAGCCUGCCAAGAGACGAGGGAGAAAGCGGACGUCGUAGCAAGAUAGAACGAAGGGAAGAGAAGCGUCGCCUCCGCAAAACUUUCCUUCGAUACGUCAACGACCAAAAGCUCUGGUUCUGCAUUGGUGUCGUUGGUGCCGCUGCGACUGGUGCCAGUUUCCCGGUCGCCGGGUGGCUGACGGGAAACGCAGUCAACUCGCUUUCGAUCGAAGGCGACAACGCGAGGCUCCAGAGCGAAACCAACCGCUGGGCCCUCUGGUUCCUCACCUUGGCCUUGGCUGAUCUAGUCAUCGUCCUGAUAGGAAGCUUCUUCCUCGAAACUGCCUCCGAGCAUGUCAUGAGGAAACUUAAGAAAGAUGGCUUCUCCUCGCUGAUCCGACAGGAAAUCGGCUUUUUCGAUGCCGAGGAGCACGCCAGUGGUGCCAUGAGUGCGGCUGUCUCUAGUCAUCCCGCCAACGUCGCAGCAGCCACCGGUUUGGUUUUGGCACAGGUUAUUAUUGGUAUCGUCAACCUCAUUGGCUCUGUCAUUCUUGGUCUCGUGCUCUCUUGGAAGACAUCGGUGGUUUGUCUCGCUCCUGUCUUCGUGCUCUUCCUCUCUGGCUGGCUCAACAUUGCCAUGCUCGAAAAGUACGAAGCUGUGGCCCAGAAACCAGCUGACCGUGCUGCCUCGUACGUCUCCGAAAAUGUGGACGCUAUCAAGACGGUCGCUGCACUGGGUCGAGAAGCAGAGACGAUGCGAAUUUUUGAUGAACGUGCUCGCGCCGAUCCCAAGCGCACGGGAUACCUCAUCUUUGGGGCAGGCGGCUUCGCCGUUUCUCAGGCUAUGGUCCUGUUGCUCUCUGCCCUGGUCUUCUACUGGGGCGGUACUCUCCUUAGCAAGAACGAGGUUAGUAUCACCGCGCUCUAUGCGUCUUUCGAGGCUGUCGUUAUUGCUGCUUUCUCCGCUGGUCGCCUCUUUACAUUUGUGCCCGAUUAUGGACGCGCCUCCAAUUCGUUCAAGACCAUCUCCGGCUGGAUCAAUCGCAAACCUUUGGUCGCCGAUCAAAGCGGUCUGCCCGAGCUCGACAAGUCCUCCCGAGCCAAAGUGCUCGAUGGCAGCUAUGCGUCGGGAGACAUCACGCUCAGCUCCAUCGAGCUCCGCUACCCUCAGAGACCCAACCAUCCAGCGCUCAAGGAGCUCAGCAUCAUCAUCCCUGCCGGAAAGAGUGUUGCCUUCUGCGGUACCUCAGGCUCGGGAAAGAGCUCCAUUCUGGCUCUGCUACAGCGCUUCUACGACCCCUGUCAGGGAAGCAUUGAGUUUGGAGGUGUCGACGUGCGUCAGGUUCCAAUUCACCUUCUGCGUCAGCAAAUGGCUUACGUCUCCCAAGAUCCAAUCUUGUAUGAAGGCACCAUCCGCUGGAACCUCUCGCUUGGCUCCAACGAUCCCGACUCAGUCACACAGGAGCAGAUCGAAAAAGCUUGCGAGGACGCUUACAUCCUCGACUUUGUCCGUGGUCUUCCGAAUGGCUUCGACACCGAGAUUGGCUUCAAAGGCUCACAGCUUUCAGGAGGUCAGAAGCAGCGUCUUUGCAUCGCACGAGCGCUGUUGCGCGACCCCAAGAUCCUGCUCCUCGACGAAGCAACGUCGGCCCUCGACGCUGAUUCCGAAAUCCAGGUACAACGUGCGCUCGACCGUGCCGCCCUCAACAGGACCACCGUAACGAUAGCGCACAGAUUGAGCAGCCUAAGAAAAUGCGAUUGGAUCUUUGUGGUCGAAGAUGGCAAAAUCCGUGAGAGCGGCACGCACGCAGACCUCAUCGCCCGUGGCGGCAGAUAUCGCGAGCUCAUGGAGCAGCAACUCUAG
Mycosarcoma maydis (corn smut) is the source of this 4479-nucleotide messenger RNA. RefSeq lists its product as uncharacterized. Gene Ontology annotation, molecular function: ATP hydrolysis activity; ABC-type transporter activity; ATP binding. Gene Ontology annotation, biological process: transmembrane transport. Bases 1 to 4479 code for a protein of 1492 amino acids. Gene Ontology annotation, cellular component: membrane. The transcript has a single exon. The record is from RefSeq and is a predicted model, not a curated record. Lineage: Eukaryota; Fungi; Basidiomycota; Ustilaginomycetes; Ustilaginales.